AUGCCUACCUUGUAUACUGAUAUCGAAAUCCCACAAUUGAAAAUCUCUUUAAAGCAACCGCUAGGGUUGUUUAUCAACAAUGAGUUUUGUCCAUCAUCAGAUGGAAAGACCAUCGAAACUGUGAACCCAGCUACUGGCGAACCGAUAACAUCCUUCCAAGCAGCUAACGAAAAGGAUGUAGACAAAGCUGUGAAAGCUGCCAGGGCUGCUUUUGAUAACGUUUGGUCGAAGACAUCUUCUGAGCAACGUGGUAUUUAUCUUUCAAACUUAUUAAAACUUAUUGAGGAGGAGCAAGACACACUUGCCGCAUUAGAGACUUUAGACGCUGGUAAGCCUUUCCAUUCCAAUGCUAAACAAGACUUAGCCCAGAUUAUAGAACUUACAAGAUACUAUGCGGGGGCGGUCGACAAGUUCAAUAUGGGUGAAACCAUUCCAUUGACUUUUAACAAGUUUGCAUAUACUCUAAAAGUUCCUUUUGGCGUUGUUGCUCAAAUCGUUCCAUGGAAUUAUCCUCUAGCUAUGGCUUGUAGAAAAAUGCAAGGUGCCUUAGCGGCCGGUAACACGGUUAUCAUCAAACCUGCUGAAAAUACCUCUCUAUCUCUACUUUAUUUUGCUACUUUAAUUAAAAAAGCAGGUUUUCCACCUGGUGUUGUCAAUGUCAUUCCUGGUUAUGGUUCCGUUGUGGGGAAAGCUUUAGGAACCCACAUGGAUAUCGACAAAAUAUCUUUUACGGGAAGUACUAAGGUUGGCGGCUCAGUAUUGGAAGCUUCCGGCCAAUCGAACCUUAAGGAUAUCACACUAGAAUGCGGUGGUAAGUCUCCUGCUCUUGUAUUUGAAGAUGCAGACCUUGAUAAGGCUAUAGAAUGGGUAGCAAAUGGUAUUUUUUUUAAUUCGGGACAGAUCUGCACUGCAAACUCAAGAGUUUAUGUUCAAAGUUCGAUCUACGACAAGUUUGUUGAAAAGUUUAAAGAAACUGCAAAGAAGGAGUGGGAUGUUGCAGGAAAAUUUGAUCCGUUUGAUGAGAAAUGCAUCGUUGGUCCAGUUAUAUCAAGUACACAGUAUGACCGCAUCAAAAGUUACAUAGAACGUGGUAAAAAGGAGGAAAAGUUGGACAUGUUCCAGACCUCUGAAUUUCCUAUUGGUGGAGCUAAAGGCUACUUCAUUCCCCCAACCAUCUUCACUGAUGUACCAGAAACAUCUAAGUUGCUGCGUGAUGAAAUAUUUGGCCCGGUUGUGGUUGUUAGCAAGUUCACAAAUUAUGAUGACGCUCUGAAGCUGGCUAAUGAUACUUGCUACGGGCUCGCCUCUGCGGUCUUCACCAAAGAUGUCAAGAAAGCGCACAUGUUUGCUCGCGAUAUUAAAGCAGGAACUGUUUGGAUCAAUCAAACCAAUCAAGAAGAAGCUAAAGUUCCUUUUGGCGGAUUUAAGAUGAGUGGUAUUGGUAGAGAAUCAGGCGACACCGGCGUUGAUAACUAUUUACAAAUAAAAUCAGUCCAUGUGGAUCUUUCAUUGGAUAAAUAA
This is a messenger RNA of Saccharomyces cerevisiae S288C, 1521 nucleotides long. It is a transcript of the gene ALD3, whose product is annotated as aldehyde dehydrogenase (NAD(+)) ALD3. The transcript has a single exon. Lineage: Eukaryota; Fungi; Ascomycota; Saccharomycetes; Saccharomycetales; Saccharomycetaceae. Gene Ontology annotation, biological process: carboxylic acid biosynthetic process. Gene Ontology annotation, cellular component: cytoplasm. Bases 1 to 1521 code for a protein of 506 amino acids. The record is from RefSeq and is marked reviewed. Gene Ontology annotation, molecular function: 3-aminopropanal dehydrogenase (NAD+) activity; oxidoreductase activity; aldehyde dehydrogenase (NAD+) activity.